Frieseomelitta varia is the source of this 3024-nucleotide messenger RNA. RefSeq names its product muscle segmentation homeobox (gene Dr). Gene Ontology annotation, molecular function: RNA polymerase II transcription regulatory region sequence-specific DNA binding; DNA-binding transcription factor activity, RNA polymerase II-specific. Gene Ontology annotation, cellular component: nucleus. The transcript has 3 exons. The record is from RefSeq and is a predicted model, not a curated record. Bases 519 to 1817 code for a protein of 432 amino acids. NCBI's taxonomy places the organism in Eukaryota, Metazoa, Arthropoda, Insecta, Hymenoptera, Apidae. Gene Ontology annotation, biological process: regulation of transcription by RNA polymerase II; embryonic morphogenesis.
ACUAACCUCGCGAGGCGCCUCCACCCGCAAAACGAAAAAGUCCGAGCGCCGCAGCCGGCGAUGGUCAAAGUCAGUCCACACGGAGAGCUCGAGUCGAGUAGAGGCUAGUCGAGGUCAGUUGGCCGGAGAUCCAUCGAUCCGUCGAUCAACCCCCCUGUGGUUCUCUCACCUGUCAAAAAACGCGUCGCGCGUCGUACUCUGCGCGCGUUCGUGAUCGUCAUCACGAUCUGGGGAAAUCGUCGUCGUCUGACUUCAGACAGUUCAGACACAGUUUUCCUUUUCUUUCCUCCUCUCUUCUUUUUUUUUUUUUUCCCCUUCUAUCCGAGACUGAGACUGUGUGUCGAUGAAAUUGUGAGACAAGUGAGACAGUUUGUCAAAAGAGACAGUAUUUCACAUUACGAAGAUGAGAGUAUUAUAGAAGAUAAGAUAAGAUCGAAGAAGAUUGGCAAAAGCUCAGACAGAGUGGCUCUGAGUGAAGGGAAUACAGGUUCGAAGAAGUGUUGAAUCGCGGUCCAAGAAUGACAGUACUAAGGAUGACAUCCCCGGUGACGCCUCCAUCGAGCAGUCCAGGUUCCAACGAGGCACAGGCGCCGCAGCAGGCGAACGCGUCGAAACCGGCAGCGCAUCGAUUGAGCUUCUCCGUCGCGGCGUUGCUGGCCGACACCAAGAAAUCGGACUCCUCCAGGCAAGAGGCGUCCUCCGUGUCACCCAGAUCCUCACCGUUGAUCUCUUACUCGCCCGUGAGACAGGAACAACUGCUGCCAAACUCCACGUUGCAAAAGUAUUCACCAGGUGACUACAGAUCGAGAUACCUGUCGGUGUCUCCCGGUAUUCAGGAACACAGAUCGACUCAAUACACGUCCAGAAGCUCCCUGAUAGAUGGAAGGACGUUAACCAGGUUCCCCGAGAUCGAGGUGGACACGAGGGUGGGAUCACCUGGGUCGAACCAACGGACGCCCAGAGCUCUGGACUACGUGGUGCAAACCUCCGCGGACUGUGGAUCCACGUCCGAAGUCGUGCAAUGUUCCCCGCCUCCGAAAGUCCCCUCCUCGGGGGUCGGUCAUUCGGACUUUGGGCCUCAAUCGCCGAGAAGCAGCUGCCACGAUGGAGCCAGGUCCAGAUGUUCGGAACCAUCGGAGGACAUCGAGGACGAGGACGAGAACAGCUUGGUCGACGUGGAGGAUCUUCAACACCAGCACCAACAGGCGAGCAGCCCGACGCCGGUCAGACCGACUCCGGCGUACAUCGCCGGAUUCUCCAGUUUGGGAGGCAUCUCCGGCAUCCCGGCCGGGCUACAUCCGGCGGUUUGGGGUGGCGGGCAUCAGGGUGCAGCGGCGGCGGCGGCGGCGGCCGCUGCUGCCGCUGCCACGGCCAGCUUCUUCCCCUCGCACUUCUCUCAUCACGCGCCAUUAAACGAGAACGGCGAGCCGGCCAAGAUCAAGUGCAACCUGAGGAAACACAAGCCGAACCGGAAGCCGAGGACGCCUUUCACCACGCAACAAUUGCUCGCGCUCGAGAAGAAGUUCACGGAAAGGCAAUACCUCAGCGUCGCGGAGAGGGCCGAGUUCUCGUCGUCGCUUCAUCUCACCGAGACGCAGGUGAAGAUCUGGUUUCAAAAUCGCCGCGCGAAGGCGAAGCGUAUGCAAGAGGCAGAGAUCGAGAAGCUGCGGAUGUCGGCGGUCAGGCAGCAUCACACGACGCUCUACGGCUCUCAUCCGGGACUGUUGACACCGGCUAGCCUGUAUCCCGUUGGAAUGCUGUCUCAUCCUGGUUUAACGCCUCAUCAUCCGAUCUCUCAGCACCCGUCCAGGGAAUGAAAGCAACGGGAGCAGCCAGCGACUCGCCACGAUCGGUAGUGAAUCGACGACCGAUCCCCCCGCGAAACAGUUUUCUGCAUCUCUUCGAAACAAGUCGAGGGACUCCCGAAUGUGUUCCAGUUUGGAAUAUUCUUGGCGAACGCGAACGGAGAGUGCAGAGGGAUUUGAGAUUGAAGGUGGGAAACUGAAAGAGAAGAAGAAAACGCGAGGCAACUCGAGAUGGAAUUAGUUAGUUUCUCUUGGUAUUUUUGGCAAAUUGAACGAGGAACGCAGAGAUUUGAGAUUGAAGAGAGAACCCGACGGAAUUGCUAGUUUCUCUUGGUAUUUUUCGCGAACACGGACGAAGAAAUGCAGAGAUUCUGAGGAGAGACUGAAGGAGGAAAAUGGCAAACAAGACGCGAGAGAACUCGAUGGAAUCGCUAGUUCUUGGUAUUUUUGGCAAACUGAACGAAAAACGCAGAUAUGCGAACGUCGAGGAAGAAAAAUAUAAGACACAACUCGACGGAAUCACUGUAUGCACGCAGAUUACCAGUUUGGAAUGUUUCUUGGAAUUCUUGACGACGUAAGAGCGAAUAAAAAGAUAGCUGGAACUGCUACGAAAAGAAAAGUGAAGAAAAUCAACGAGAGAUGGAAUCGAAUUGUUUACGUUCGUGGAGAUCUGCAACCAACAAAACCAAAUGUUCCGAUAGGCGAAACGAUUCAGAGCGUACUCGGAGAUGUGCUCGAUCGGAAGCCAGAACCGUCGACAAGCAGACAAGUCGAAGUGGAAUACGUCUGCGAGGAGUAUAACCAAAGUGGAACGCGUUUCUGAGAAAAGAGACACGAUUCCGAAUGAACUCGUGGACUCUCCUUUUUUUGCCCAUCGAAUCGUUCAAAUAAUGAUCUCGACAUAGCGAGAGGAAGAGAGAAAGAGAGAGAGAGACCCAAAGAACAAAACGUCGUUCCUACGGGACAACCAUAGUGUAUCGUGAAUCUGUGCCAAUAUCAGACACGCUCCCGUGUCUUUGUACAUACUGUGUAAAUAUACUCGUCGUUCUCCAGUUGAAAGUUCACGUAGCCUUGUAAAUACGAUCAUUCGUAUGGUGAACGAUAGUUUUCGAAAGGUCUGCUGCCACCAGAGGCCCGUUUUUUCCAAUUUUGUAUAAAUGUAAAACCGUCGCCGAGAGAGUAGCAGAGUUUAUUUAAUAAACACGCAGAAUAGAAUUAA